Molecule: messenger RNA, 306 nt
Organism: Staurois parvus
Lineage: Eukaryota; Metazoa; Chordata; Amphibia; Anura; Ranidae
Source: the annotation of a GenBank genome assembly
AGUGUCCGGACUGGAAGGGGGGAAAGUGUCCGGACUGGAAGGGGGGGAAAGUGUCCGGACUGGAAGGGGGGAAAGUGUCCGGACUGGAAGGGGGGGAAAGUGUCGGACUGGAAGGGGGUGAAGUGUCCGGACUGGAAGGGGGGGAAAGUGUCCGGACUGGAAGGGGGUGAAAGUGUCCGGACUGGAAGGGGGGGGAAAGUGUCCGGACUGGAAGGGGGAAAGUGUCCGGACUGGAAGGGGGGGAAAGUGUCCGGACUGGAAGGGGGGAAAGUGUCCGGACUGGAAGGAAGGGAAAGUGUCCGGACU